This is a messenger RNA of Naumovozyma castellii, 945 nucleotides long. RefSeq names its product Uip4p (gene UIP4). The record is from RefSeq and is a predicted model, not a curated record. The coding region runs from base 1 to 945 and encodes 314 amino acids. NCBI's taxonomy places the organism in Eukaryota, Fungi, Ascomycota, Saccharomycetes, Saccharomycetales, Saccharomycetaceae. The transcript has a single exon.
AUGGUCAAGAUCAUAUUUGGAGAAUCAUCUAACAAGUUCCAUGCCUUGCAAAUCGCUGGCAGUUUCUCUCAAUGGGGGACCGUCCCCAUGGAUUUAGUCAAUGGGCAAUGGACCUACCAGAUCAAUGAAUCGAAGCUGGAACCAGGGACCAAGAAACUAUUCUUUAAAUUUGUGGAUGAUAGUGGGAAUUGGUUCGUGGAUGGUAACUUCCCCAUUGAGGUUGAUGAACAUAAUAAUGAGAAUAAUGUUAUGGUGUUGGAGCAAGAUAAGGAGGGGACUGCAGAAAUAUUGAACGACGAAGGUCCUGAAACACCGGCUCCCUCUUUGAGAGUUGGAGUGGUGGACGGUGAUAAAGAAGUGGAAGUGGAAGUCGAGGAACCAACUGUUCAUGAACCUACCCCUGAAAUGGAAGAAGAAGAACAACAACAAGAAGAUAGGGAGGACGAACCUACCGUGGAAGAGACUACGCCUGCAUUGGAAACAGAUUUAAAUAGAGAUAUCCCUGAACCCACUGUGGAAGAGGAAACACCGGAACCGAUUGUUAAAAAUACACAAGCCAUGGCUGAAACAGAGGUAGAAGAUGUAACGAAUGAGCAAGACGACAAGGAAGAGGAAGAACCAUCGGUCUCGCCUGAUAUCCAAGAUGAAAGUGAGGAAGAAGUUCAUUCUGAAAGUUUGGAAGAAGAUUAUGAAAUGGUCAACGCCCAAAGCUCAUCCUCGGGCGCUAAUGCAACCUCAAUUAAAACAACACCAUUAGAACCUACCACAGAGCAAGCUGUUGCUAAUGUUUCUACAAUACCAAAUCCAGACACAGCAGAAUAUAGAAGUCUGCUUAGAAGGAUUCUUGAUGUGUUUGGUAAGAUAUUUGGUUCCUGGUUCUUUUUCUUUAGAUCCCAUAGAAACGAGAAUGAUGAUGACAAUACUGCUUUAGAUGCUACAGAUUAA